Molecule: messenger RNA, 549 nt
Organism: Ostrea edulis (European flat oyster)
Lineage: Eukaryota; Metazoa; Mollusca; Bivalvia; Ostreida; Ostreidae
Product: FAU ubiquitin-like and ribosomal protein S30
Exons: 5
Coding region: 96-491 (131 amino acids)
Biological process (GO): translation
Cellular component (GO): cytosolic small ribosomal subunit; ribosome
Molecular function (GO): protein binding; structural constituent of ribosome
Source: RefSeq, a predicted model, not a curated record
AAAUAACCAGGUGCCGAUUUGACUCGUACUACGCACGCGCACUAAUGAACUUCCUUUUUAGCUGCCAUUUGUGAUUGCACAAAACACGUAUAACAAUGCAGUUGUUUGUACGAGGUAGCGAGACUCACGCCCUGGAAGUAACAGGAAGUGAGACUGUAUCCGACAUUAAGAAUUUGAUAUGUGAGCGAGAGGGAUUCCCAGUGGAGGAACAGAUCAUUUUGUAUGGUGGUAAACCACUGCAGAAUGAGUAUCUUCUCUCCAAACUUAAUGACCUUUCCACUUUGGAUAUUGAAGUUAGAAUGCUGGGAGGAAAAGUCCAUGGCUCUCUAGCUCGUGCAGGAAAAGUCAAGGGUCAGACUCCUAAGGUUGAUAAACAAGAGAAGAAGAAACAGAAGACAGGAAGAGCCAAGAGACGCAUGCAAUACAACAGAAGAUUUGGAGUUGUGGUUUCCACAUUUGGUCGCAGGAAGGGUCCCAAUGCUAACUCCUAAGCUGUGUUAAAAAUGAGUUCUUUACAAGACUUGAAUUAAAGAUUCGUAUUAUCUGUAA